AUGAGCGUUCCACUCGCAUGGGAGGCCGCCAAGGCGGAGCUGGCCCAGGUCCGGGGCUUCCAGCGGGUGCAGCGCCUGGCCGUCUACGCCCGCAUCUUUGCAGCCGAGAUCUUCGGCACUGUGCUGGCGGUGCCCUUUGGCCUGCGUGCUCUCAGCCUCCACCGUUCCCUGCCCGACGCGCGGCAGCGCCAGCGAGCGGGCAGCACAGUGGCCAUCCUGCGGGACGUGAGGUACGGCCAGCGCCCCCGCAACGUCAUGGACAUCUACCUGCCUCCCAACGUGGAGUUCAGCGGCAGCCUGCAGCAGGAGCAGGCGCAGCAGCCGGGCCAGAACGGCAGCCCCUGCAGGAGCGGCAGCACAGGUAGCAACGGCGCCGCCGCCGGGAACGGCGAGGGGCCCGAGGCAGCCUGCGCUGCGGAGGGCGCCCCCAUGGUGCUGUUCUGCCACGGCGGCGUGUGGGCUGCGGGAUCCAAGUGGCACUAUGCCCCGCUGGCCACGCGGCUGGCGCAAGCUGGCGUCAUCACCGCGUACACUCUGUAUCCCGAGGCGCGUGUACCGCAGAUGGUGGCCGAGGUCAGCGGAGCGCUGACGUGGAGCCUGGACAAUGCGGCGCAGCUGGGGGGCAGCCCACAGCAGGUGUCACUGGUGGGACACUCCGCCGGAGCCCACAUGUGUACCAUGGCACUGUUGCACCGCGCCCUGGCCGCCAGCAAGGCCGCAGGCGGCUCGCCCCCGCCCCGGCCGCCGCCUGCGGCGCAGCCCGGGCAGCAGCCGCUGCCGCAGCCGCCACCAGACGCGGAGGCGGGCGGCGAGGCGGCAGCCUACGCCGACCACCGCAUGCCGCAGCGCCUGGUGGCCAUUGCUGGCGUCUACGACAUUGCCAAGCAUUAUGAGUAUGAAGAGGCCCGCCACGUGCACAAGCUGUCUACCAUGGAGCGAGCCGUGGGAGGGCCCCACCUGUUCCCGCGCAACUCCCCCGCCGUCAUCCUGGCCAACGCGCUGAGGCGGCAGCAGCAGCUGCAGCAGCAGCACAGCAGCUGGGAGGCGUUGCAGGGCGACCCUCGGGAGCUGCUGGAGGAGGCGGGGGUGGCAGCCAGCAGCGGCGACCGGUGGGGCGCCACCCCCGCCAUCACGGCGGCUGCGGCGGCGGCGGCUGUGGGGGCACAGGGUGCAGGGCCGGCGGCGGCGGCGGCGGCGGCGGUGGGACCCAGCGGGCCCACAUGCACGCUUGUGUUGCCGGCCGCUGACCAGCGGCAGCGGGAGGAGGAGCAGGAGCGGCGGCGGGAGCGGCAACCGGGCCCAGGCGGCGCAACGAGCAGCCAGGUGGCUACAGCCAGCGUGGCUGCCGCUCGCUACUACAGCUCCUUUGAGCUAGCCGGUGAAGCCAUCGCCCGCCGCAUCGGCUUUGAUCGCGUGGCACGGGCCGAGGCGGCCGCUGCGGCGGCGGCCGCUGACAGCAGGGGCCCCGGUGGCAGCGCCAUGCCCCGGCCGGCGGCGCCCGCGGCGGCAGUCCCCGUGGCCGUGCCGCCGCGCGAGGGCGACGCCGACGCCGGCGGCGGCGGUGUGGAGGAGGAAGGCAUCAUGGCGCUGACGGUGGGGGCUGCCCGCCUGCUGCCCCCCACCGUGCUUACCAGCAGCUGCACCGACGUGACGGUGCCGUGGUACGAGAGCGCGGAGCAGUUUUGGCUGCUGCACGACUGCGGCGUGCCGGCCAAGCACCUCGUGUACAACAAGGUGUCGCACGGCGACUUUGUGACGGGCUGGGCGGCGCUGCCGCGCAUCUCGGGGCAGCCCGCAACGGACGAGGGCGACCUGCCGCCCCACGCCGCAGACCUUGUCAAAAUUGUGAGCAGCCGGGCGGCGGUCAGGUAUAGCUGA
Molecule: messenger RNA, 1878 nt
Organism: Chlorella variabilis
Lineage: Eukaryota; Viridiplantae; Chlorophyta; Trebouxiophyceae; Chlorellales; Chlorellaceae
Exons: 10
Coding region: 1-1878 (625 amino acids)
Molecular function (GO): hydrolase activity
Source: RefSeq, a predicted model, not a curated record